Molecule: messenger RNA, 5548 nt
Organism: Myxocyprinus asiaticus (Chinese sucker)
Lineage: Eukaryota; Metazoa; Chordata; Actinopteri; Cypriniformes; Catostomidae
Gene: gsk3aa
Product: glycogen synthase kinase 3 alpha a
Exons: 10
Coding region: 1240-2598 (452 amino acids)
Biological process (GO): protein phosphorylation; extrinsic apoptotic signaling pathway in absence of ligand; negative regulation of canonical Wnt signaling pathway
Cellular component (GO): nucleus; axon; cytosol
Molecular function (GO): ATP binding; protein serine/threonine kinase activity
Source: RefSeq, a predicted model, not a curated record
ACAUAAAAAAAAAAAAGCUAAAUCAAUAUUCGGUGUGACCACCUUUGCCUUCAAAACAGCCCCAAUUCUCCUAGAUACACCUGCACACAGUUUUUCUUGGCUGUUGGCAGAUAGGAUGUUCCAAGUUUCUUGAAGAAUUCGCCACAGUUCUUCUAUCUAUUUAGGCUGUCUAAAUUGCUUCUGUCUCUUUAUGUAAUCUCAGACUGACUCGAUGUUCAGUGGGGGGCUUUGUGGGGGCCAUGGCAUCUGUUGCAGGGCUCCCUGUUCUUCUAUUCUAAUAUUUUCUAUUUGCAAAUAUAAUGUUUGGGAGUCUAAAAUUUAUUUUUCCUAUUGACACACUAAAGCUGAAGAUAUAAAUAACCAUCUUUUUUGUGAAACAUCUUAAGUGCCUAAAACUUUUGCACAGUACUGUGUAUUUUACAAGCCAAAUUGUGUUAGAUAUAUAAGCCAAUGUUUCACAACAUUUGUAAAUGCAUGUGGUCACUAUGAUCAGUGAUAGUUUUAUAUACACAUUGAAUGCUCUUUCUUUCUCACUUGCUUUUCUUUCUUUUCUUUAUCUAUAUGUCUGUGUGUCUGUCUAUCUGUCACAUCUGUCUCUCUUGCUUUUCUGUCUAUCUAUCUGUCUGUCUAUGUAUCUAUCUAUCUAUCUGUCUGUCUGUCUGUUGUUUUUUGUAUUAAAUCUGAAGUUUAUCAUUGUUAAGAAAUAACACAUUUACUUAUAACCUGAAUAUACCUGCAGCACAACAUACAGUAUAUACUGUAUCUUAAUCUGGAAUUGAUCUAAACCUGAAUAAAAAGAAAAUAUAGUUUAGGGAUUUUGAAAAAAAAAAGUUAUGAAAAGAAUUUGGAAAUAUUUAUGAAGUCACUAAUCAAAUGUAACAAAUUUGACCAUGUCAGCUUCUUUGUACAAAAGAAGAUCUAUCAGCUGAAAAAAAAAAAAAAAUCUCAUCUAAUCUCCACAGUUAAUUAACUCUUAUUAUUCAAUUAUUAUUCACUCAUUAAUUUUGCAUAAUGAUAAAGUUGGAGAUAGAUAAGGGCCCCUAAUUUGAUUCUUCUGACAUGCACACAGCGACACCUCUGGUCUGGUCAGUGUAUGACGUCUUCUCCUCUGUAGUUGUUUUGAACCUUGAUCAUUAUUGAGCCGAGAGUCCUGUGGAACUGCAUUUCCCAUGAGGCGGCGUGUGUUCUCAGCGCGUGAGUGAGUGAACCGCUGGUGUCAUUUUUUUCAUUUUUAACCUGAUGUUUCACCCAGCAGCAGGCCCUGUUGACGAGGAAACCGAUGGUCGUCGGCCCCUUGUCUCGACACUCUUUCAUUCAGAUAUGAACGCCAGCGGGCGGCCCAGGACGAGCUCGUUCGCUGAGCCUCAGGUAGCUUCCGGAGCCGCUGCUGCAUCGGCCGCUGUCGUGGGGAGCAACGUAGGAAAGUCCGGGGUCUCGCAGGCCUCGGCGGACAGUUCAUCUGCCAGGGACAGUGGGAAGGUGACCACAGUGGUUGCCACCCCAGGCCAGGGCCCAGAUCGCCCACAGGAAGUGUCCUACACUGAUAUCAAGGUGAUAGGAAAUGGAUCCUUUGGCGUGGUGUAUCAGGCACGCCUCAUUGACAGCCAGGAGUGGGUGGCCAUAAAGAAGGUACUUCAGGAUAAGAGGUUUAAGAACCGAGAACUUCAGAUCAUGAGAAAACUGGACCACUGCAACAUAGUGAGACUCCGCUAUUUCUUCUACUGCAGUGGAGAGAAGAAAGAUGAGGUGUACCUCAAUCUGGUGUUGGACUAUGUGCCUGAGACAGUCUACAGGGUGGCACGACACUUCAGCAAAGCUAAGAAUAUAAUCCCCAUCAUUUAUGUGAAGGUGUAUAUGUAUCAGCUUUUCCGCAGUUUGGCGUAUAUCCAUUCCCAGGGAGUUUGUCACAGAGACAUCAAACCACAGAACCUUCUAGUGGACCCAGAUACAGCUGUACUUAAGCUAUGUGACUUUGGCAGUGCUAAACAGCUGGUGAGGGGCGAGCCAAAUGUCUCAUAUAUCUGUUCACGUUACUAUCGUGCCCCUGAGCUCAUCUUUGGUGCGACAGACUACACCUCCAACAUUGAUGUUUGGUCAGCUGGAUGUGUGCUGGCUGAACUGCUGCUGGGACAACCAAUCUUCCCUGGAGACAGUGGAGUGGACCAGCUAGUGGAGAUCAUCAAGGUACUUGGAACCCCCACAAGGGAACAGAUCCGUGAAAUGAACCCAAACUAUACAGAGUUUAAAUUCCCUCAGAUCAAAGCACAUCCAUGGACCAAGGUGUUUAAACCAAGAUCUCCUCCUGAGGCAAUAGCCCUGUGUUCUCGGUUGUUAGAGUACACACCAGUGACACGGCUGUCCCCGUUGCAGGCCUGCGCUCACGCCUUCUUUGAUGAGCUACGCCAGCCCGGCACCCGGCUGCCCACUGGUCGAGAGCUGCCCCCGCUUUUCAACUUCACUACAACAGAGCUGAUGAUUCAGCCCCAGCUCAAUUCUACUCUCAUUCCACCUCAUGCCCGUGCACAGACUGCAGCAUCCUCCAACGAUGGCUCUGAUGGCCCUGUACAGCCCGGAUCUACUCUGACCAACAGCACCUGAGGCCGUGAAUCCAAAAAAAAAAAAAAAAAAUCACACUCAAAAGCAUCUUAGCCACCAUAGCGCAAUCUCUCUCUCUCUCUCUCUCUCUCUCUCUCUCUCUCUCUCUCUCUCUCUCUCUAUCUCUCUCUCUCUCUCUCUCUGACAAACACAUACACAGUCUUACACUCUCUCUACCUCAUGGCUUUCUCUUUAUAGCUCUACAUUCAAACAUUUCACUUUAGAUUCAGGUGUCGUAUGUUUCUGAAUUGCCAGUGACUGACAGCUCUGUACUGCUGACAGUGGUUACAGUCAGAUGUUUGACGACAUCUGAUCUAACUUGCAGUAGACAGAAAAACGUACUGUACACACAACAACAUGCACACUGCCAUGUACAUGCAACAAACAACAACAAACCGAGUUCCAUUUAUACUGCUAAUAUUUGCUUCAAAUAAUAGAGGUAGGAAAUUUAGAGAGUGCUUUAAAUGGCUGUGUAUGUCCGUAUUAAAGCUCAUGGGCAUCCAUAACGCAAUACUCAUAGGUGUUAUGGGGGUGAAAUGUGGUUGGUUCAGUGGCUAGAGGGGCAGGUCCUCUGUCUUAUAAUGUCCUAUUUUUUUUUAUUUAAAAAAACUCUUAAUUUAUUUGACUCUAGUGCAGUAGUAGGAUUUGCCCGUGACCUCUUUAGAAAUAUCACCCUCUCAGAUGUAAAAUACAUUUAGCAGGGAACAAGUUAAAGAUUAUCCGGUUGUAAAUGUCAAGGAAAAGUAGAGGGCACACUAAAUGUGAUGAUUUUAUAUAAUUACUGCAUUGAUUUUUUUUUUUUAAUUAGAAUUAUUUCUUGCUUUUACCUUUCAGUAAAUGUAUUUAUUAUUUUAAAAUGGCAAAUUGGAUGGACUUAAAAGCAUCUACAAAUGAAAUUUGUUUGCAAAUUGACGUUGAUUGACCGUUUAGAUGAGGUCAUGUUGGUGUUUUCCUGGUGCAAUAAAUACACAGUGGUGAAGAACUAGUCCGGAAAGGGUUUAAGCUUCCAGUUGACCGUAAAGAAGGGAAUGAAUGAAAGAGUUAAAGAUGUAUCCAAGACUUUAGAAAAUAGAGUACUAGUGUCGUAAAGUGCAAUGUAUGAGUGAGGCAAAGAAAAUCUAAAGUGACUAUCUGCCUGUAUGUUUAAUCAUUAACUGUAUAUUAUGUUCCUGGACUAGGCUUAAUCUAUGCUUGUGAGAUUACAAAGUCUACAUCUAUUCAAAGUCGUUUUUAGACAUCAGCUAUAGGUCCUAAGACUGAACCCUAAAACGUAAUUCAAUGUUUUAGAAUGUUUUCUUUUUGUAUUAGCUUUUCAGUCAAGAUAAUGUAAAGGAAUAAUAUUCCAGGAUCAAUGCAAGUUAAUCUUAAUCAACAGCAUUUGUGGCAAAUGGUUGAUUACCACAACAAUUAAUUGCAACUCGUCCCUCUUUUUCUUAAAAAAGCAAAAAUCUGGGUUACAGUGAGGCAUUUACAUUGGAAGGGAAUGGGGCCAGUCAGUAAACUUAAAUUAAAAUACUGUUUCAAAAGUAAAGCCACAAGAUGCAAACAAUAUGUGUGUUAACAUGAUUUUAGUAAAGAAAUUUAAUUUUGUGUAAGUGCUAAAAUCACUUCCUAACCUUUUCUGUGUAAAGUUAUAUGCAAUUAUAAAAAAAAAAAAAAGAUGAAUUAAAGUGCUUUUGUAAAAUAAUAAGCUUAUCAUUUCUGCCUUAAAACCCUCUAAAAAUUGGCCGCAUUCAGUUCCAUUGUAAGUGCCUCACCGUAACCUUAUUUACUUUUAUUUAUUAAUUUUUUUCAGAAAGGAACAAAAUCAUUUUUUUUGUAAUCCGCAUUAUGCCACGAAUGCUGUCGAUUAAGCUUAACUUGUAAUGAACUCAGAAUAUUGCUUUAAGGUUAAUUGACCCUUCGCUAAGCCCCGCCUUAAAAGCCCUUCUGACCAAUCCUGUCUUAGCAGCUGUUGCCCUGCCACCUUUACUCUGACAGCGUUUGCUAUUUUCCAAUGAGAGCCUAUGCAAGUAAUGUGUGUUUGAGUACUUUUAAGCGUGAUUUUAUCAAAAUAAUCAAAACAAUUGUAAAACACAUUGUUGCCGGGUCAUUUGUAAUAGUGACGAGUUACCCAGAGAGGAUACACGCGAUGUUUUUCUUCUCUUUUUUAAAUAAUCUUUAAAUAAAUCUGUAGAAGAGCAUGUUAUGGAUUAAACUGUGCCAGCCCUCAUUCCCAAAUGAACAUAUAACAUCUGCAACGACACCUACAUUUGCUCCAAGAUAAACUGAAGCUGAACGUUAAUUCAUUUAUGUAUUGAUUCAAGUCAUAGUAAAAGUGAUAUUGAAUAAACAGUUCACAGCAUCAAAAUGAGUGUGUUAUGAGAUGUUAGAAACAGCUCUGUUCACUUAUGCUAAUGUUAUUAGAUGUGUAUUCGCUGUUAAAUGAAGUGUUUCUCUUUUCAAGUGACUGUAAUCGUUUGCCUUGAGUCUCCAGUUUUUAAUCAAAUUACUGUAUAAUUUAACAAUUUAUUUUACAAAAAACCUCAGAUAAAUAUGCAUUACAAUGUCACUCUUCAUGCAGCCCAUGUAAAAAAUAUGAUCCAUUCCGUUUAUGAGAAUAUUUGCCAAAAAACAGCAUUGUUCACGGCAAUCUCCCAUUCAUUACAAUGGGGAGUUCUGCAGAGCGUGUCAGAGCGAGCGACCGUAACCAAGGGGGGCGGAGCUUAGCAAAGGGUCAAUUACAUUUCUCCCACAUUUAAAGGUCUAUAUGUACAGUAUAUGCCUUUGAAGCACAGCGAUGGAACAGCCGUUUAUCUCAGUAUCAGGUUUUAUAUUAAGGCAGGGUUCAGUUAACAGUACUGAAAAACAAACUGUCCAAAAUGACUAAUAUCUUUUUCUAAAAAAAAAAAAAAACAUAUCUCUUAGCUUAAUAGACCGUCUCGUUUUUUUUUUUUUUUUUUCUGAUCCAUAA